Molecule: messenger RNA, 825 nt
Organism: Monosiga brevicollis MX1
Lineage: Eukaryota; Choanoflagellata; Craspedida; Salpingoecidae
Exons: 2
Coding region: 1-825 (274 amino acids)
Biological process (GO): positive regulation of nitric oxide biosynthetic process; arginine metabolic process
Molecular function (GO): amino acid binding; dimethylargininase activity
Source: RefSeq, a predicted model, not a curated record
AUGCAGCGGGGCCUGCACGUUUUGACGCGUCAAGUGUCGCCCAGCUUUGCGCAGGCGCUGCAGGCGCAGCCAGCGCGGUUGGAUGUCCAGGCCUGCAUGGAGGAGCACGAGCAGUAUCUGGAUUUGAUGCGUGCUGUACCCGAUGUCGAGGUGUUGGAGGUACAUGCGGAUGCCGAUUGCCCAGACUGUGUCUUUAUUGAGGACAUUGUUGUCCACUGCCAGGGCACGACAAUCGUGACCAAUCCGGGCAGUCGCAGUCGCCGUCCCGAGGCCGUCUCCUUUCUAGACUGGCUCACGCUCCAACCAGCAGAGCUGCGUGCAAUCCUCGGCCGUCUCUUGGUCAUGCCCAACGAUGACGGGGCAACCCUUGAUGGUGGAGAUGUCUUGCAGAUUGAGGAUCAUGUCUUUGUCGGGCAGUCGGCACGAUCCAAUGUGGGUGGCCUGGAGUUUUUACAGGCUGCGCUGCCGGGGAUGGUGGUUGUCCCGGUCAAGGUGCCCUCCUCUACGCUGCACCUCAAAUCAUUGAUCACGGCCACCACCAACGGACUGGUUGCACACCAAAGCGAAGCGGGCGAGGAAGUGGCGCGAGAGGUGUCCCACCACGUUCCCCACCUCCCCGUAUACUUUACCCCCUCGCUGGCGUCAGCCAACGUGGUGCAGCUCGGGAGCAGCCUGCUUGUCAACCCAAUGACACCAGAAGAUUAUCACGUGCUCAGCGAGCUGGCCGAGCAUGGCAGCUCUCAGUUGUAUCUGCGUACCCUGCACACACCCGAAGUCAACAAGGCCGAUGGUGCUCUGACUUGCUGCUCUGUCAUCAUCUCUUGA